UCUUGUGUGUGAUUGUGAUAUAUAUUUCUAUGAAGGAGUUAGAGAGAGAAAAGCGUGUGCGUGUGUGUGUGAGAGAGAGAGAGAGAUGAUAGAGAGAUGGACACUGAGAAACCGGAAUAAGAGGCAAGCGGAGGUCGAACGUGAUGGUCAAUUUCCCUCAACACACCUACAUGGCAGUUGAGAAUCGACCGAAGACCUUUGCUUUCUUUCUUCUUCGUAAUCUUUUCUCACUUUCCAGAUCUUGCAGCUGAUUUUUCGAGCUGGGUUUAACUUCCUUGAAAGAUUUUAUUCAUACGUAGUUGCAGAGAUUUAGAGAGAGAAUAAGAACAGCAAUACCCUCGUUCUCGUUCUCGUUCUCCCUCUUUUCUUUUUCAGUCAUGAGAUCAUCUCUUCGUAUUUCGUUUUCUUGAUUCAUCGAUCGUCGAUCGUAGUUUUUUUUCCUCUCGUUCUGGAUUAGGGUUUUAUUCAGUUAUCGUUGGAUCUCUAUCACUUCACAGCUCGUGAGUGUUUGUUUGUUUGUUCUCGAUUGAUCGAUAUAAAUGGAGAAAAUCAUUGGGGAUGAAGAUCGUAUAGAAGAGAGGAUGAUCGGAUCGCCUUCUAGCGACGGAAAGAUGGUGAUAAAACUCAAGAUUCCGAAGCUCGCGGCGGCGACAGAAGGUGAGAAAUCGUCGGAGGAGGAUGUGAUCGGAAGCUUCUCGACGUCGAGCUCGAGAAUAGCGAAAGAAGGUGAAACGAUGAAUCAAGGAAAAAGGGUUUGUCCUGAAUGUAAAAAAGAGUUCAGCUCGGGGAAAGCAUUGGGAGGUCACAUGAGGGUUCAUGUUCAAGCCGCUAACAAGAACACUUUUCUAAAACACUCAUCCAAAACAACUAAGUUUAACAAAGAUGCUUAUCAUGAUUUCAACAAUGGCGAUGAGAAUCUGAAGAAACAACAUCAACAGCAACAAGAAGAAAGAAAACCCUAUUAUGCGAGCUGCGUGAAUGAUGAGGGUAAACCCACAUGUUCUCUAUGUGGAAAAAUCUUCCCAUCCAUGAAAUCACUGUUUGGUCAUAUGAGGUGUCACCCCGAACGACUAUGGCGAGGCAUUCUACCACCUCCCAACACCCCAACCCCAACCGCCGUCGCACCCCGCCGUAACCUAGUUAGAAAUAAACCAAGCUAUUUUGCUUCUUCCACUUCUUCUUCGUCUUUAUCUGAGAAUUAUGUGAACGAAGAAGGCAGCAACGUCGUUGAUGACGGUGGCGCCGGCGGCGAUCAGGUGGUUGAUUUGACAAAGUUUUUACGGGGAUGGUCGGUGACUGAACGGAGAGGCCGUAGGGCGUUGAAAGCAGCUGAUGACGAUGAGGUUUUACUGGAAGCGGUGGAGGAUCUCAUGAGCUUAGCUCAUGCCGAUCCAUCUCCGGCGGAAUCCGAUGUUACUCAGAGGCAGUUAGGAGUGGCGCCGGUGGUGGUGCUUGAGCGUUCCAACAGUAAUUCUCUAACAAAUAAAGAUCAUCAUAAAAUCGACGAAAAAUCUCCUUCUAUUCAUCUUCCGGUGUCGACAGGGAAAGGAAAAGCAGCUAUGGUGGAAGAAAUCGAACCGGUGAAAAUGGAGUUUGAUGGUAUGAUCAAGAAUUUUUCUGACAACGAAUCCGAUUGUAGAAACACCCAACAUUUACUGAUUAAUUACAAAUACAAGAAUCCAUUCAGUAAUCCUUCUUACAACAGUCCUACCAAGAUAAAGAAGAGGAAGAAGAUGAAGCUGAUGAUGGAAUUGGAACAGCUCCCCAUCGUCGCCGGUGACCCAACUCUUCCACCACCUCUCCUGCUUCCAUUGUCAUUGUCAAUACCGGAACAUCAUGAGAGUAAAUACAAAUGCACCACCUGCCAUAAAUGUUUCGCAACUCAUCAAGCACUUGGUGGGCAUAGAUCAAGUCACAACAAGACGAAGCUCACAUCAACAACCGAUCAUCAUCAUCAUCAUCAGACUGAACCAGAGGAUUACGAGAGCUCUCUAAUGAAUCUAUCCGGUGAACAUGUGGAGAAAGAAGUCGAAUUUGCUGCUGAUGCCAUGGUGACUCUGGGGAGCAAUGGUAUACUUCAUCAAUGUAAAAUCUGCGACAAGAUUUUUCCAACAGGACAAGCACUUGGUGGGCAUAAGAGGUGCCACUGGACUGGAACCAUCGAAGCACAAGCAGCUCCGUCGAGCCAAAUCACCUCCACCGGAGAAGCAGCUAGUAGCGGCCGCCGGAAAGGUCUUGACAUUGAUCUGAAUGAGUUUCCUCCGGCUACAAUGAUGGAAGAUGAAGCUGGAAAUGUAAAUGGAAAUGGGUAUGCUUCUUCAUCAUACAACUCAAACAUGGGUUAGUUUUUUUUUUUUUUUUUUUUUUUUUUUAAUUUUUGAUUUUAUCACCUUUUCAUUAGAAUUAGUAGUAGUAGUAGAUGAUUUCCCAAACGGAUUUUCUUUUCUUUUCCUGAAAAAAUGAUCACUUUUUGGGAAGUGUUAUUAGAUAUGGCUGGUGUUAUGUGUUUGAAUUUUAUUGGUGAUGAUGACAUGCAAGAGUGUUUAGCAUGGGAUUAAAGGAAAGUUCCAAAAUACCCUUUUUUUGUUGGUUUCUUUUGGAUGAUGAUGAUGAUGUCAUAAUGUAAGCAAGGUUGCAUAUGUACUAGGAAUAUAUUGGACUUCAAAUGGGAUUAAUCAAAU
Molecule: messenger RNA, 2681 nt
Organism: Lactuca sativa (garden lettuce)
Lineage: Eukaryota; Viridiplantae; Streptophyta; Magnoliopsida; Asterales; Asteraceae
Source: RefSeq, a predicted model, not a curated record